AUGAAAGAGCGGGGGAUGGAGAAAGGACCUUCUCCAUGCUGGGACCUCCACAGCGUCACCUCUUCCAGCAGCACAGUGUGACCUGGGGAUGUUCUUCCCUCAGCUGCAGCUCUGGAUUUCUCCAGGUCUCAGUAACAACUCGCUGCCCGGUCUCAAGGAGAGGGACCUGCAGGAGGGGCAGACACCGGGGAUGGUGAUAUCUGACUGUGUGGAUUGGGAGCCUGGGUUGUACGUGGAACUGGUUUCUUUCUCCUGGGACCACUGCAGCACUCAUCUUGCUUUUCUAACAAUUCCCCUGAAUCUGGUUUUGCACUGUGGUGAUGGAGCUCGAGGUGCUGCUGCCAGAUGAGAUGGGCGCAGGGAGCUCGGCCCAUCUCCCCAACCCUGUGCUGGGACGUGAAGUGACCUCCUGUGGCACCUGUUACUGAUACAGACCCUGUUGCUGUUAUUUUGCUAUUUUUUUAAAAUUAAAACAUGGUAAAUAAUCAUGUCUGUCCCUUCUGUUCCUCACAGUGCUUGUUGAAAGCCACUGUUCUCCCCAUCAGCCCUUGUGUUCCUGCGUACGGGGGCUUGUGUGCCGCCCCCCCAGAAGCUGCUGCCGCAGGAGCCCCAGCAGCAGCUGGAAGCAGCCGUGGGCGUUGGGGACAAACCCACCUGCUGGUGGGUGAGCAGACCUCCCUGCGUCCCCCGCGAGCGGUGGCUGUGCGGGAGGGCCCCUUCCCAGUGCUCCCAGUCCGUCCAUCCUUGAGCUUUCCAGUCAGGGGCAGAUUCCAGCAGGGCUGGGGAUGCUGUUGGGACAGUCUCAGCCCUUUUUUCUUCCUUAGCUGUGAAAACCCUAUUUGUGGUGGCUUCUGCCAUGGACAGAGGUUCCUCUUUCUUCUUCCCUAUUUUUCUUCCCCAUGACCUUUGUUUGUUUUGUUGUUAUUUCCCUUCCCGUAGCACUCACAUCACUUCACUUCCUCUCGACCUUUGCCCCAUUCAGGCUGAGAUUCCAGCUCAAAGAGAGAAUCCCGCACAUCAGAGCCGGGUUCAGGCUGCGGUGGGUGAAAUGUGGGAGACGUAGGAUCACAUCCCCCUUUUUGAGGCGCCUUUUUCCCCCAGGUCAGGGUUGCUCUGGCUUUUGGGGGCUGCAGCAGCUCAAUAUGACCUUGAUGGACGUGGCAGCUCUGACAAGCUGCCCUUCUCAUCGCACCUUUUGAACCGCAGCCCCCGCUUUGUCAUAAGGGACACAGCACAGUUAGCUCAGCGAGGCUGGCAGCUCUGCAGCAUCUCUGGGAGCUCGGCUUUUGCUGCUUUGCCUCUGUGCAGUCAGAUUAGAUGCAGAAAAGCCUUUAAAACCUGCAGACCUUUAAACUAAAGUGUGUGUUGCUGGUCGAGAAGCCGCAACCCUUCCUGUGUUUGACGUUUCUCAAAUAAAAUUUCCUAAUAUAUCUCCGCAGGGUUUUCUCUACCUGCUCUGGUCACAAUCGAGCCCCUUCGUGUGCUCACAUUGCCCAGGCUGGAAACCACUUUCCCCUAAAAAGGGAUAAAUACCUAAUUUGGGGCUGUUUCAAUAGGUCCUGACAGUUUGUUUUUUCCUCUCAUUGGGGUUGAAAAAUCCUCGCAUGCGAUUUCUUCCUCGGUGCAGAAAAAGAUGAGCGAAUCUUCCAAAGCAACCAGUAAACGUGUCAUUUCCCACCUUUAUAUUUUCUAUAAGUUUGGGGCUGUGUUUUCACUUUUGACCUUCCCCGCCCUCCAGUUGCUCCAGUCCCGCUUCCCAAAGGGAGCAGCUGAGUGUCUCUUGGAAAUGCCUUGAAAACAAGGAACAAAGAGAAACAGCUUGAUUUCUUGAGCUUUUUGGGCCAUUUUCCAUCUUUCCCCUCAAAGGGCUCAUUUCUAACCCCUUAUUUCCAGAGUCCCCCGGGUUUUUUUGGCAAAGCAGCAAAAUGGUGAUGUGCUUUAAACCCAGGCUGGAAAACCAGUGAAAUUACAGGGAAACUGGUAAAAGUGGCGAUGCUGGGAUAGGUUUGGGUGGGGAGAAGCAGUGACCGAGGCAAGAAAACACCUUUCGAGCAGCUGAAGGGAGGAGAUAAGGGUGGAAUGGAUCUGGUUUUAUUUAUUCCAUAGGAAUCCCGAUUCUCGCAGUCCUGGUAGGAACAUUCUGGGAGAUCGCGGAUCAUUCUCGCCAUGACACCUUAUUUCUCGUGCAAAAUGACCCAUUUGGGCAGAGCGGAGCAAGGUCUGGAACGGCCCGUUUACCGAACUGUGGAUCUUGGAGCUCUGGCCUGGAGAGGAACUUGCGGAGAUAAACCAGAGGAGCGAAAAACCGCAGAAAAGCCGGUUUUCUCCGGGCUGGAUGGGCCGCGUUGGAGCCAGAGGCACCGCUGGUGAUCCUCCCGCCUCUCCCGCUAUGGCCGAGGAAAUUGUCUAUGCUGACCUGGAUAUCAGGUCUGGAAGGUGCAGCAGGAAAGUGCAUUCGCUUCCUCAACCUGGCACAUCGAGCUGUCCCCGGUGGCACCGAGCGGCUCUCUGUGCUGGCUGGACCGGGAACCUCAUCCUCGGGGUGGCCCUGGUGGCGAUGGGAUGCUCAGUUCUGCACCAGCAGCCGGAGAACCCAGAAAGCUGCAAAAACGGGAGCGGGAACGCAGGAGAUGGCAACAGCACCCUGGAGAAGAUCCGCUCAGAGCUGCGGAAAGAGCUUUGCUUGCCAAAUCUGCAAGAGGCUGGGGGGUGCAAGAUCUGCCCCGGGGGCUGGAUGGCGAGUGGGACCAAGUGCUUCUGGGCUGCUGACAGGAUGCGCUCGUGGAACGAGAGCCGGGGGGACUGUGCGAGUCGGGGGGCCGAGCUGCUGAUGCCAGGGGACGAGGACGAGCUGGAUAUCCUAAACCGAAUCAUUGGGAAACCCAGCAGCUACUUCUGGAUCGGCCUCUCCCGCCCCUCUCAUGAGAAGGGCUGGACUUGGCUGAACGGCUCCCUCGUGGACUGGCGCCGCUCCAGGUUCUGGCUGAGACGUUGGUCUGGAGGAAGCUGUGCGAUGCUGAGGGGGAACAGCAUCACGUCUCAAAGCUGCAGCUCGGGAUCUCACUGGAUCUGCCAGAAAGAAGGCACCCAGCUCUGAGGGGGCAGGAGGGGCACAAAAUGGGCCAACAGCAGGAGAGACACCUGGGAACGGGCCAGGAUCAGGCCCUCGGUGGGGGCUGUGGUACUGGCAUUGCUCAACAGAUCUGCACCAAUUAAUUAUGACGUUAA
Molecule: messenger RNA, 3228 nt
Organism: Columba livia (rock pigeon)
Lineage: Eukaryota; Metazoa; Chordata; Aves; Columbiformes; Columbidae
Product: killer cell lectin-like receptor subfamily B member 1B allele B
Exons: 7
Coding region: 2336-3097 (253 amino acids)
Source: RefSeq, a predicted model, not a curated record